Electrophorus electricus (electric eel) is the source of this 3635-nucleotide messenger RNA. RefSeq names its product ddb1 and cul4 associated factor 5 (gene dcaf5). The record is from RefSeq and is a predicted model, not a curated record. Gene Ontology annotation, molecular function: protein binding. Lineage: Eukaryota; Metazoa; Chordata; Actinopteri; Gymnotiformes; Gymnotidae. Gene Ontology annotation, cellular component: Cul4-RING E3 ubiquitin ligase complex; cytoplasm. Gene Ontology annotation, biological process: negative regulation of fatty acid biosynthetic process.
UAGAUAUGAGAGCAAGAAUCGAUGGCGGCGUGAGCGUAAAAUGCGAGUGCUUCGUCUUUUUCUAUAAUCUUAUUAGGCCUGCGUUGUCUUGCAAUAUGGCGACCUGUAUACAUUCAGCAGUAAACCAGCAGCCUGGGAAAUAGCUAAAUACAAGAAGCGGAUGAGUGCAAGCACAGGUCUUUUUCAUAAAAAAAGGCACGAGAAAACCGAAAACUAGCUAGAGAUAGCUAGUUAGCUAGAGUUGCCAAUAUGAAGGAGGUACUGGGUUGUGGUAUGCGCUGCUCCGUCGGGUUUCUGUCCCGGAGAAUGAUUACCGGACACCCGCUAAUGAAGGAGGAAUUCCAGAGGCGCAGACUGGCCGGUUGCACUAGCUUGUAUAAAAAGGACAUGUUGGGGCAUUUUGGAUGCGUGAACGCCAUAGAGUUUUCCAACAAUGGUGGGCAAUGGCUGGUGUCUGGUGGUGAUGACCGUCGGGUGUUGCUGUGGCACAUGGAGAAGGCAAUCCACGCACGGGCCAAACCAGUCAAACUCAAGGGGGAGCACCUUUCCAACAUUUUCUGCCUGGCCUUUGACAGCACCAAUAAACGUGUUUUCUCUGGAGGGAAUGAUGAGCAGGUGAUCCUUCAUGAUGUGGAGCGUGGCGAGACGCUGAAUGUGUUCCUCCACGAUGAUGCAGUAUACGGCCUGUCCGUUAGCCCUGUUAAUGAUAACGUUUUCGCCAGCUCCUCUGACGAUGGUCGAGUUCUGAUCUGGGACACACGUGAGCCACCUCAUGGAGAGCCGUUCUGCCUGGCCAACUACCCCUCAGCGUUCCACAGCGUAAUGUUCAACCCCGUGGAGCCUCGCCUACUGGCCACGGCCAACUCCAAGGAGGGUGUGGGCCUCUGGGACAUCCGCAAGCCGCGUAGCUCUCUGCUGCGAUACGGGGGCAGUCUGUCCCUGCAGAGUGCCAUGAGCGUACGCUUUAACAGCGCAGGCACUCAGUUGCUGGCCCUGCGCCGCCGUCUGCCCCCCGUCCUCUACGAGCUGCACUCCCGCCUGCCCAGCUUUCAGUUCGACAACCAGGGCUACUUCAACUCCUGUACCAUGAAGAGCUGCUGCUUCGCUGGUGACAGAGAUCAGUAUAUCCUGUCUGGCUCAGAUGAUUUUAAUCUCUACAUGUGGAGAAUCCCCAAAGACCCUGAAGCAGGAGGUCCGGGUCGUGUGGUGAACGGGGCAUUUAUGGUGUUGAAAGGUCACCGCUCAAUCGUGAACCAGGUCCGAUUCAACCCACACACCUACAUGAUCUGCUCCUCUGGGGUCGAAAAGGUCAUCAAGGUGUGGAGUCCAUACCAGCAGCCGGAGAGCAUGGGCGAUUUGGAGGGCCGCGUGGAGGACAAGUCACGCUCACUGUACACGCAUGAGGAGUACAUCAGUCUGGUGCUGAACAGUGGCAGCGGCCUGUCGCAUGACUACGUCAGCCAGUCCAUGCAGGAGGACCCGCGCAUGAUGGCCUUCUUUGACUCGCUCGUGCGCCGCGAGAUCGAGGGCUGGAGCUCUGACUCGGACAGUGACUUGAGCGAAGGCGCCAUACUGCAGCUGCACACCAGGGGGCGCCGCUCCACACACUCCGGCAGGGACGGGGGCUUGGCGACCCCCGGCCCACCUGCCAACGCCGCAACCGUGCGUCAUAGUGACUCGGACCAUUCAUCCUCCUCGUCCUCGCUGGCUGGGCCCAACGUGUCGGGGACUGAGCGAGCAGACCCAGAUGGCACGGGCUUGCAAAGGAAGAGGGCAGGACCGCGGGCAUCUGCCUUCCUCUUGGACCUUGUGAACGAGGACUCGGACUCCAGCGGGUUCUGGCUGGACCCCAUGCCCAGGCCUCGGUCGCCCAGCCCUCGUGAGAACUCCAGCCUGUCUAGCCAUGCCUCCUCUGUGGGUAGAGCCUCCAGCUCGAGCUCCUCCCCCAGCUCUUCCUCCAGCUCCUCUUCCAGUAGUGAGGGAGAGGAAGCGGAGCUCCGGAGGAGCAGCAUGCGGCAGCGUAAUGCUGCCCGAAGAAGGCGGCAUAUGCGUUUGUCUGACAGGGAUUCUGCCCAGUCACUGCAGACUGCGACAGAUUACAGCAGUUACCCCAAAAUCUCCAUCCAUGACCCUUCAUCAAUGUCCUCCUCCUCAGGGGACGAGGGCCGACCAGUCAGGAGCAGUGGCAAAGAUAGAGGUCAUGGCCCCAGGUCUAGUCCCGCCCUCUCUCCAGACCGACAGGCAGAGGCUCAGUUUAGGGUUAGAGGUCACUUCACAUCUUCGGGUUUUGAAGAUGUGGAGAGGGUAGAGUCGAGGCUUGGCUUCAGGGCAGAACUCGCAGAGGAGCAAGAAAGGGAGAAGAGCAGUGAGGAUGACUUGUCCAUGGUGCACAGCGGUAGAGAGGAGUUUGAUCUAACACCAAGCAGCAGGAUCCCCUCUGGUUCGGGGGUCAACGGCAGCACCCGUGCCUAUGAUGAGAACUGUAUAGACUCAACUCCCCCAGGAAGCUCUGGGGCGGAGCCAGAGACAGAGCUUGGUGCAGCUGCAGCGGGCUCUUGGACCCAGGGGGAGCCCCGCGUCAGAGAACGGACCUCUGCUGCUGGUAAGCGGACACAUUUGGGAUCGGGAGAAGAGGAAGAUCCUCCAUCAGAGAAGAAGCUUAAGACAUGAUGCAAAAACGGACUGACUGGCUUUCUGAUUGGGUGAUGGCUGAACUUUGGAGUGGGUCAUUGGUUCAUUUUUGGGCUUUUUCCAAUCUGCCAUGUGUGUUUGUGUUGUUUUUUUUAAACCAAGGCCUCAUUGGACAGUGUAUAAAUAUACAAGCUUGCUCACACACUCAGUCCCUUUCGCAGUCUGUAUCUUGAUUUAGGGAUGCACCAGUAUACAUUUUGAACAUUUGAUAUUUUGUUUGUAUCUGCUGAUGCCAAUAUUGAUUCCCAUAUUCCAUAUGAGCUUAAAUAUGAACAGUAAUAAACUAAACAGCUGUGGCAUAUUUCUGGUGAAAAUAAGCCUUUUCGCUGCUGUAACAGCCUCAGAAAAGUGUUUUUUUUUUUUUAUACUAGUGUUUUUGUAUACUAGGCCAACUGCAACACUAAAUCGUGGUCACUACCAAAUUAUCAUUAUAUGAUUAUAUGCAAAUGUUUCAAUAUCUUAAUGUUAUUGUGCGUCCCUGCUCACAAGUAUUCUCUCGUUCUCUCUUGCGCUCUCUCUCACCAAGUCAUUAAUGUAUCUGAGGUCUUUGGGCGAUGUCAUCUUCUCUGGAGUCAAACCCCAGUGAUGACACUAAAGAAAUAAAAAUAUUAACAAUGUUAAUAUUGUCAAACCUUUAAAAAAAAUCUGUCAUGGCACAUUUGCUUUCAGUUUUUGCCAUUUUUAGUUGUAGGAGCAACUUGUAAGUUAGGUUUUAGGGUUCCUGGUUUGUCUUGCAGUCUGAUUUCUUUGCGCCUCUACACAGAGGACUCCCGCGUGGGCAGCCGUCAUAUGGGGCGAUUCCUGUGCAGACGGUGCACUUUGCCUGGGGCCAGAGGCAUUGUUGUUUUGUAGGGACAGGACAGUGCAAAGACAUUGUUUCCAUGGUAACUCCAUUGACCAGUGGCUGCAAAUCCAUUAAAGUUUGCAUUUUAGUGUUCCUACGA